Schistosoma mattheei is the source of this 1490-nucleotide messenger RNA. The record is from the annotation of a GenBank genome assembly. NCBI's taxonomy places the organism in Eukaryota, Metazoa, Platyhelminthes, Trematoda, Strigeidida, Schistosomatidae.
CGAGUUUCGACGUCAAACUCUGCCGCGCAAUGUGGUUUUUUUCGUUACUCCGGUUGGAUGAGUUCGUUCGCUAGUCUAAUGAACCCGUAUGGAAACAUUAUCGAGGGGAUUGGAAAUGAAUUACUUUUUGUCAUCAGUUGUAUGGGAACGAUUUUAUUUCUUAUUGUGGCUUGGAUCUCUACAAGGGUUAACUGGGAGUUGAUGCCUGUUAGAAUAACCUUGCUCCGCCAUCCUCACAGAAACCAUGAUACUGAAACAGAAACGACAAAUACACCAGGAACUGUAGAACCUGACAACAUCGACUCAUCGGGUAAUAUUUUCUCAGAAACUUCGGGUUCUAGUUCCGAGGAUGAAACCGAUUCCGAUACAUGCAUUCACAAACGGUCAUCUGUUCAGACUUCAAUCACUUCAAAUGAUCAAAGAAAUUCAUCUUCAUCCGAUGCGGAAUCGAAAACGAGUAGAACAAAAGAAAAAGGACAAAUUAAUUCUACAUCUUGUUUUAAUGGACAUUUAGCCAUUAAAUUGCAAUAUCUUAAUGAAGAAUCACGUUUUGUACAUGCAUCUCCCACUAUGUCUGUUAAUCGUUUUAAGAAGAAGCACUUUGUAGAUGAAUUAAUCAAUCAGAAAAAGAACGUCAGGCUUAUCUUCCAAGGCCGAGAGUUACUGGAUGUUUUACAAAAUGAAGCAAAUUUUCAUAGUAGUGGAAGACCAAAACGUCAAAGAUUAUGUGACUAUGGUAUAACUGAUGGCUCAACAAUUCACUGUCUUGUUACAACUCCUGUUGUAUCAUCACCUACCAGGUCAUCCUCGGUAAACGAUUCCGGAAACACAGAACGUAAUUUCGCUUUCCCAAGUUCUUCCAGCGAUUCAAUGUUAACUGAGUUUGAUAUAGGUACUAGGCUUAUGAAACCACUUUUCGCUUUCCUCCUACUUUUCACUUGGUUUUUUAGGAUUGUCUAUAGACAAUAUUUUAAUUCAGUGUCUACGUUUGCUUUAGUAACAUUAACAGUGUUCUUUUGUGGAGCCGUAUUUACUGCUACUCUUGUGAAUGCUGUCUCGACAAUAGCUUCAUUAUUUGGUUUUCCAAGCAGUAAUGAACUGUCAAAUCAACAAUCAGAAAAUCCAACCAACCAACCUAACUCACCCGAUGUACAAGUUCUAACUGUAACUAUGGUUGCACGUCGUAUUCCACCUCAAACACCUGUAAACCAAACAAACAGUACUUCAUUUUUUCUUGGGGAAUCAGCCCAUAGUCAUCAAAUUAUUGUUGAUGAGCCCAAUAAUGAUUCUCAAACAAGAACAGACUAACUGCUGAGAUAUCUUUACUUGUGUUUAUUUUAUUUUAUCAUUGUAUUCUUUGGUUCACUUUAGAUGUUUGUUAUAAGUUCCUAAAUGUGUAUUUCUCCUGCUUUUUAAGCAGAAGUUGCCAUUCUUGUACAUAUGAUUCAGUUUGUCCUGAUUUCCUACUUAAUUAAAUGCAUUCAAUCGAU